UGGCCCGACCCGCCGCGCGCCGCGUUAUAAGGCUCGGGCGGGCCCCGGGGCCGCCACUCACAGCCCUGUCAGCCCCAACGCAGCUCAGUCCGUCAUUCUGUCCGUCAGUGAGUCCGGCUCGGCGCGCGCGCGCCUGUCAGUCAGUCAGUCCACCGGUGACAGGAACAGCCGGGCAGCCCCGCACACACUCUCGCUCCCCUCACUCCCUUCACUCGCUCUCCCGCCCACAAAGUCGGGCCGUCGGUCUCAGUCUGUCAGUCCGUCCGGGCGCCCGGCGGCCAUGGCUCUGAGCGAGCCCAUCCUUCCGUCCUUCUCCACGUUCGCCAGCCCGUGCCGGGAGCGCGGCUUCCAGGAGGUGAGUGAGCGCCCCGCGCCCCCUCCGCUCCCCACCCUGAGUGCCCUCGACCCCACUCUCACCGGUCCUCUUCGUGUCUCCCUCCCGCAGCGCUGGCCCCGCACGGAACCCGAGCCCGGCGGCGCUGACGAGGACCUCAACAGCGUGCUCGACUUCAUCCUCUCCAUGGGCCUGGACGGCCUGGGCCCCGAGGGUGCCGCGGCCCCCGAGUCCUCGGCCGCCUUCUACCCGCCGCCACCCCCCGGCUGCUACCCGGAGCCCCCAGCGACCGCGGCCCCACCGCAGCAGCAGCAGCCGCCCCCCUACGGGCUGGCGGCGGCGCCCGAGCCCCAGCCGGCCCCGACCCCAGCCCCGGGCGCGCUCCAGGGCCGUUUCCUCCUGGCCCCGUCCGCCUUCGGGGCCUUCGCCGACGGCAUCAAGGCUGAGCCCGAGCUAGACGGCGGCGCCUUCGCGGCCGCCCUGGGCCGGCCACCGCGCUGCGUGAAGCGGGAGGGCGGCGGGGCCUGCAUGUUGGGUCCCGGGCCGGGCCCUGACACGCCCCCGCUCAGCCCCGACGGCCGCAGCCCGCUCCAAGACCACCCGCGGCUGGCCGCACCGCGCCCUUUCGGGCCCCCGGGCGCCUUCGGCCCAGCAGCCGGCGCCGCCGCCUUCCCCGGGCCACCCCCGCUGCACUAUCCUGCGGGCCCCUUCGGGCUCUUUGACGAGGGCUUGGGUUUGGGGGCUGCCGCCACAGGCCCGGCCGCCCGAGGGCUGCUCACACCUCCCUCUUCUCCUCUGGAGCUACUGGAGACCAAGCCCAAGCGCGGCCGGCGCUCGUGGCCCCGCAAGCGGACGGCCACGCACACGUGCAGCUACGCGGGCUGCGGGAAAACGUACACCAAGAGCUCACACCUCAAGGCGCACCUGCGCACGCACACAGGUGAGAAACCCUAUCACUGUAAUUGGGACGGCUGCGGUUGGAAGUUUGCCCGGUCAGAUGAGCUCACCCGGCACUACAGAAAACACACGGGACACCGGCCCUUCCAGUGUCACCUGUGCGACAGAGCCUUUUCCCGCUCAGACCACCUGGCCCUGCACAUGAAGAGGCAUAUGUAACUGGGGUCCAGCCCCGGCAAGCCUGUAGCUGGCACUACAAGCUGAGCCUUGAGCCAGGGACCUCUCGGAACUCCUUUCUCCCAGAAUGUGACUGGUAUUUAUUGGGCUUUUGUGAAAGGCUAGAGUCCAGCAGGACUGUACUUGUAUAUAGGGCAUUUUCCCUAACUGGACCCUGACCACAACCAUAAAAAGAGGUUUGUGCAUUGGAACUCCUGACGCUGACCCCAGUGGGACUGAGUGACUGUUCAAUCAGACAGUUUAUGGCCAAUCUCGAUAAAAGGCAUGGUUUGAGAAGAUUUCCUACUUCUUGACGAAUUUUGUAUUCAAAAUGGUGCAAUAGUAUUCUUACACUCUCAGCCAUGGUCUACACUAGUGCAGGGCUUGAUGCCUUGUAAGAAACAUAGCCUUAACUUUACUGCCUAAAAUGUUAAAUAAUGUAAAUAUUUGGCGAGUAUUGUAAUAAUGUAAAUAUAAGGACAAAUGGGCAUUUUUGCCUGUUUCUGUUUUAUAUGAAAAUGAUCUCUCAGUUUUUAAAAAAAAUAAUAAAAACAAAUGUUUUGCAUCUUUUAAAGAA
Antechinus flavipes (yellow-footed antechinus) is the source of this 2024-nucleotide messenger RNA. It is a transcript of the gene KLF2, whose product is annotated as KLF transcription factor 2. Lineage: Eukaryota; Metazoa; Chordata; Mammalia; Dasyuromorphia; Dasyuridae. Gene Ontology annotation, biological process: regulation of transcription by RNA polymerase II. The record is from RefSeq and is a predicted model, not a curated record. The transcript has 2 exons. Gene Ontology annotation, molecular function: RNA polymerase II cis-regulatory region sequence-specific DNA binding; DNA-binding transcription factor activity, RNA polymerase II-specific. The coding region runs from base 281 to 1450 and encodes 389 amino acids.